CUUGGACUUCUGUGGCCUUCACACCCUAUAUUCUGCACCCUAACUUUGUCAGAGUUUCCGAUAGCCGUCCGUGAAAAACAUCAAUAAUUCUUUUAUAAAAAAUGUCUCGUAUUCCUUCCGUUUUGAACCCCACUGAGCAAGACAUUCAAAUGUUGCUUGCUGCCCAAUGUCAUAUUGGUGCCAAGAACGUCACUUCGUCUAUGACUCCUUAUGUCUACAAGCGUCGUGCUGAUGGUAUCAACUUGAUCAAUCUCGGCAAGACCUGGGAAAAGCUCAUUUUUGCUGCUCGUGUCAUUGCCGCCAUUGAGAAUCCUCAAGACAUUGUCGUGAUCUCUGCUCGUCCUUUCGGUCACCGUGCCGCUUUGAAGUUUGCAAAGUACAUUGGUGCUGAAGCUGUCGUUGGUCGUUUCACCCCUGGUACUUUUACCAAUUACAUCACCCGUUCUUUCCGUGAACCUCGCUUGAUUGUCUGCACGGAUCCUCUUUCGGAUUUCCAAGCCAUCAAGGAAGCUUCGUAUGUCAACAUGCCCGUCAUCUCGCUUGCUGACACGGAUGCUCUUCUUCAGUUCGUUGACGUUGUCAUCCCUACCAACAACAAGGGUAAGCACGCUAUUGGUUUGAUCUACUGGUUGUUGGCCCGUGCGGUUCUCCGUCUCCGUGGUACCCUUGAUUACCAAACCGAAUGGGAUGUCAUGGUUGAUAUGUUCUUCUAUCGUGAUCCCGAGGAGGUCGAAAAGGACGUGGAAGCUGGUGCCGUCGAAGGUAACACCGAAUGGACCGGCGCCGCUCCCAACGAGGUCGAAUUCUUCAACGAAGGUGCCGGCACGGAAAGCCAUGUGGGUGUUGGCGGCGCCGGUGAAUGGUCGGCUCCCGCUACUUCCGGUGACUGGGCUGAGGAUGUCACUGGUUCCUCCAACUGGGGCGAAUCCACCCCCGCUGCUCCCGCCGCCGAGUCUUCGUGGUAAAAAAAAAAAAAAAGAACUUGAUGUUCCCAUUUCUCAAGAAAUGAGUGCCCAAAAAAUCAAGCGUAUUUUCCUCUUUUUGUUGUUCAUUUUGGUUUUUAAUUUUUUAAAAUAAAGAUGACGGGAAAAAGUAAUGGAAGAUUAAAAAAAGA
Messenger RNA from Radiomyces spectabilis, 1114 nucleotides. RefSeq names its product putative 40S ribosomal protein S0. Gene Ontology annotation, molecular function: structural constituent of ribosome. The record is from RefSeq and is a predicted model, not a curated record. The transcript has 2 exons. Gene Ontology annotation, cellular component: ribosome; cytosolic small ribosomal subunit; 90S preribosome. NCBI's taxonomy places the organism in Eukaryota, Fungi, Mucoromycota, Mucoromycetes, Mucorales, Radiomycetaceae. The coding region runs from base 102 to 965 and encodes 287 amino acids. Gene Ontology annotation, biological process: ribosomal small subunit assembly; cytoplasmic translation.